AUGCGAGCGAGUCUACUGGUGUCGAGAAGUUUGAAUACGUCAACACCGUCUUUGAGGAUAAUAUGUCGUUCAGGUAUCCCACGGUUAGGGGGUUCGAUCAAGCCGAAAAUCCCUCGAUCGAGCGGACCGUCCAUUUCGGCAAAAUCUCAUAGUAGUCAAGCCAGUACAUCCAAUCAAGCGAGACAUGCUCACGCCAACGCUCAACUACCGGCUCCCACCGAUCUACUGGAGCUAUAUCGAGGUCUGGUAGCGAGUGGUAGACUGAAAUGGGAUGAUGAACAGGUCCGAUGCGUUAUGAAGCUCCGACAACUCUUGGCUACUCUCGAAGACUACUCACCUCCGAUUGAUCUUGUCGCCAAGCUCACACCUUCAGCGCCGUUCAUUGCGCAAGAUGUCAAGCGGAAGUCCAGCUGGCUCAAAGGGAAAGAGAAGGCUGGGGAAUAUCUAGGGAUCGAAGUCGACUCGGGGGAUGAGGAGAAGAAGCUGGUCAAGGUGCUGAGCGGAGAGGAAGAGCUUGCCAAUCUCACAACGCCUAAAGGCAUACUCUUGACUGGUCCUCCAGGGACCGGUAAAUCACUACUCCUGUCACUCUUCUUUCAACUCUUACCACUGCCCAAGCGUCGAGUUCACUACCACGCAUUCACUCUUUCACUAUAUAGACAAGUCUUCUUAGAGCUCGAAAGGAGAAAGAACGCACCGUCGAUAGUGGAAGAACUGAUGCGAAAGACGGAGAAUAUGGAGUUGGCAAACAAGAAAGGCUGGAGAGCUGUCUUCGCAAAUGGCAGAUGGGAUGAAGAGGGGAAUGAAAGAUUAUGGGCGAAAGAUGAAGGAAUGGCAUUUAUCAGUGAGUAA
Messenger RNA from Kwoniella botswanensis, 852 nucleotides. RefSeq lists its product as uncharacterized. Lineage: Eukaryota; Fungi; Basidiomycota; Tremellomycetes; Tremellales; Cryptococcaceae. Gene Ontology annotation, cellular component: cytoplasm; mitochondrion. Gene Ontology annotation, molecular function: ATP hydrolysis activity; ATP binding. The record is from RefSeq and is a predicted model, not a curated record. The transcript is spliced from 3 exons. Bases 1 to 852 code for a protein of 283 amino acids.